Messenger RNA from Zerene cesonia (dogface butterfly), 2486 nucleotides. RefSeq names its product lutropin-choriogonadotropic hormone receptor (gene Lgr1). The coding region runs from base 188 to 2455 and encodes 755 amino acids. Lineage: Eukaryota; Metazoa; Arthropoda; Insecta; Lepidoptera; Pieridae. The record is from RefSeq and is a predicted model, not a curated record. The transcript is spliced from 14 exons. Gene Ontology annotation, molecular function: protein-hormone receptor activity; G protein-coupled receptor activity. Gene Ontology annotation, biological process: G protein-coupled receptor signaling pathway. Gene Ontology annotation, cellular component: membrane.
CGCACGUCGCUCUUAACAGCAUUGUGAUAAAUACGAUAAUAAAACGAUUAAAAGGAAUUAGGUGGCGAAAGAAUUCUAUUUGUUUUUAUUGUUUAUUUUGUUGUUUGUUUUUUUAAGAAUUAUGCGUUAAAUUUAUUAUUUGGUGGGGAGUAUUAUUAAUUGAAUAGACAUGUGAUAACUUUGUAAAAUGCAUUCUGGUGGCGCGAAUAAUUAUGAAUCAAAGAGACAGUGUGUGAAAAUGAAUUUUCUUUACGUUAUGUUUCCUUCUUGGAAGCAUAUUUUAGUAGCGUGUCUUUAUAUAUUAGUGCGGCCGUGCGAGACGGAUGCUGUGUCUGUGGUGUUGCUGAAGACGAACAUAACGCGGCUGACGGCGAAGGCGAUCCACGCCGCUGGAUACCACCUGCAUACCAUUGAACAUUUAUCAGUGAUGGACGCGCCCAACUUGGAGCAUGUCGCCGUUGAAGAUCUGACUAAGAUGCCUCGUCUCAAAUCUUUUUUUAUAACACAAGCACCUAGGCUCCAAAGGUUGGCUCCGCUGCCGGCUUUACCAGAACUGCGCACAUUCAUGGUGACUACGUCUGGACUGCUGGAGGUGCCCAGCUUAAGUCAUGUUCAUGACCACCAUCGAAAGCGGUCCAACAGCACACUGUCCUAUUUACAAGCUAUUGAUCUUGAGGGAAACCACAUUAAGCGCUUACCUGCGCACGCGCUGAGGGUUCGCGCAGAUCAAGUAUCUCUCAACUACAACCUCUUAGAAGAGGUCCCGGCGCAUGCGUUCAAAAACGCUCAAAUUUCUAAGCUAAGCUUUAGAGGUAAUCCGAAUUUAAGAAGACUGGAUGAUCUUGCAUUCGCUGGCAAUCUCCUACUUCGACAAUUAGAUUUAAGUAACACUGCCAUUACGUCGUUGCCAACCAAGGGUCUCGAGAAACUGGAAACGUUGAAGAUUGAAAGGACACCCUCAUUGAAGUACAUUCCAUCUAUUUACGAAUUUCAAAACUUAGAGCGAGCACAUCUGACCCACCACUUCCACUGCUGCGCGUUCGCGUUCCCCGAGCGACACAACCCCGCGAGGCACGCGCUCUAUGAAACACAAUUGGCCAUCAUGGCCCAGAGAUGCGGUAAGGACAAGAGUGGAUCAAACAAAUCACGAAGAUCUCUCCCAACUGAAGAUAUCACGGAAAUGUCAACUGUUACAGUUGAUUAUUCUGAAGAAGAUGAAACCACGACAAAUAGCGAGGAGUACGACGGCUGGAGUGACCAGCAGUACUUCUCGGAUUCCUCAAGCUUUGAGACCAACGAUUAUUUCCAUCCGCCCGUUAACAAUACUUUUGGAGUGCCUCUGUUCGCGGAGUGCGGGAAUUUCAGCAAGAGCCGCAGGAAGGUGGAGUGCAGUCCGCUGCCGGACGCGCUGAACCCGUGCGAGGACGUGAUGGGGUGGGCGUGGCUGCGCGCCAGCGUCUGGUUCGUGGUGGCCGCCGCCGUCGUGGGCAACGUCGCCGUGCUGCUGGUGCUGCUCACCAACCACACCGAGCUCACCGUGCCCAGGUUCCUCAUGUGCCACCUCGCGUUCUCCGACCUCUGCACCGGCCUCUACCUGUUCAUGCUCGCCGUAGUGGACCUCAGGUCGUAUGGAGAAUUCUUCAACUACGCGUACGACUGGCAGUACGGCACGGGGUGCAAAGUUGCCGGUUUCCUCUCCGUCUUCUCCGGCCAGCUCUCCGUCUAUACGCUGACCAUCGUUACCCUAGAACGCUGGUUCGCAAUCACAUAUGCCAUAUAUCUCGAAAGACGCAUCACUUUGUCCGCUGCAGCCAAGAUCAUGCUCGGGGGGUGGACGUUCUCUCUACUCAUGGCCGGUUUGCCGCUAGCUGGAGUGUCCGACUACUCGUCGACCUCCAUUUGCCUUCCGGUCGAGAGCAAAAACGUCGGCGUCGCCGUGUACCAGGGUUCUUUGUUCGCGACCAACGCUAUAGCCUGGGUGACGAUUGUGAUAUGCUACGUGCAGAUAUACAGGUCGUUAGGCGGUGGGGGGGAGAAGUAUGGGGGGAGGGGGGCGGCGGCAGCGGCCGAGAGACGCAUUGCGAACAAAAUGGCUCUACUGAUUGGGACAGAUCUUCUAUGCUGGGCGCCAGUAGCGUUCUUCGGAGUGACCGCGCUCGCUGGGGUACCUCUAGUGGACGUCAGCCACGGGAAAGUGCUCCUCGUGUUCUUUUACCCGCUGAACGCCUGCGCGAACCCGUUCCUCUACGCGAUACUCACGAAGCAGUAUCGCAAAGACCUGUUAACGCUGAUAGCGAGGACAGGGAAGUGCAAUUGGCUGAUAGAGAAGUACAAGUUGGGGACUCCCCCGCCAACGGCGCACACCAACCCGUCGAUGCCGGCGCCUCUGCUACCUCUGGUCGACUACCAAAGAUCGCAGUCGCAGGUCAAAGAGAACGGGGAGGCGAUGCUUUAAUCGUAUUAGUGAUAUUAUUUGUAUUAUAGUU